Condylostylus longicornis is the source of this 4428-nucleotide messenger RNA. Its product is annotated as phosphatidylinositol 4-phosphate 5-kinase type-1 beta-like. Gene Ontology annotation, biological process: phosphatidylinositol metabolic process. The record is from RefSeq and is a predicted model, not a curated record. Bases 1684 to 4119 code for a protein of 811 amino acids. Lineage: Eukaryota; Metazoa; Arthropoda; Insecta; Diptera; Dolichopodidae. Gene Ontology annotation, molecular function: phosphatidylinositol kinase activity. The transcript is spliced from 3 exons.
GUCAAUAACGAUAAAAUUCGGUAAUCGCAACGUGGAUUAUUUUUUGAUUUUUUUUCUUUAUACUCUUAUAUUACAUACAUACAUAUACUUUUUUUUCUAAAUUCAAAACUAAAGUAAUAAAAUGAAAAUUAAAUUUUUAUACCAAUAGAAUGAAAAAUUUUUCUAAAUAAAAUUUAUAAAAAAAAAAAUUAAUUGAAAUAAACAAGAAUUUAAAGUGGAAGUUUUUUAAAAGUAUAAAAAAAUAAGAAAAAAAAAAGUUUCUCUUUUUUUUUUUUUACAUACAUUUGUAUAUGGAUGCAUGCAUUAUACAUGGCUACAUGUGUAUGUCGAUAUGAACUACUGCUUUUCUGCCAUUUCAUUUAAGAAAAAAUUUUGUAAUAUUAAUAAUAAAAAAGAAUAUAUUGCACUUAAUAUUCUAUACAACUGUUAAGAAAAAAAAUAAUUAGUUUUUUAUGAAAUUUUUUUUAUCAUUUCAUAAAAAAAAAAAUCAAUUCAAUUUUCAAGUGUUUCUUUCAUUUUUAAAUGUAAAAAUUGAAAAUUGCGUUAUAAAAUCAAAAAAAAAAAAAAAUACUUUAUAUGAGAAAAAAUCUAUAAACAGCAAAUACAUAUGCAAAUAUAACAAACAUAUGUGUAAAAUAUUAUAUAUAUAUAUAUAUAUAUAUAUGUAUAUGCAUUCAACAUACAUAUAGACGUGUACAAUAAUUUUUUGAAUGAUAUUUUUGCGGCCAUUAUAAAUUCAUUUUUUUCUCUUUCUCUCGUUCUUUUUUUUUUGUUUUUCUGUUUUGGAGAAAUUUAAAAUUAUUGACUAUACAAAAUAAUUAAGUAAAUUAAAAAUUAAAUUUUAAAAAAUUAAAAAAAUAAAAACAAAAACUGGAAAAACCAAGAAAUUACUUGGGAUUCGAUUUUGUUAUUUAAAAUAAAGAAAAAAAUUUUCUAAUAAAAAUAAAAUUUUGAAUUUCCCUUUAAAAAUCUUUUUUUUUUAUCUGUGUGUGGACAAACGAGAAAUUUUCGAAACGAAGAAGAAGAAACAAAAGAGGGGAACGUCAUCAUACGUCAAAUUAAUUUUUACGUACAUCAAAAGCACAUUAAAAUAAAAAAAAAAAUUUAAUUUUUAUAAAUGUUUAACAAUAUUUUUUUUAUAUCAUAUUAAUUUGGAUAAAAAAUAUGGAUUUUAUAGCUGAAAUAAUAAGCCAAAAUUAAAGGCAAGCAACGUGAUACUCAUAUGAAUCUGUAUAACACAAAAAAAAAAAAAUAAUCUACAAAAAUAGAAAUAAGAAUUUGCAAAAAAAAAAAUAUUAAAAGUAAUUAAAAAUAACUACAAAAAGAAAUUGGAUUGCCGAAUAUUAUAAAAUAAAGAACAAAGAAAAAUAUACAAAAGAAAAGGAAAGAACGAAAACAAAAUCGAAUAAUAAUAAAAAAAAAGAGCAGGACAACGACAAAAAAAUAAACCAAAUUCAGUUCCUAUAAUUAUUUACAACUGAAAAAAUUAACAAAAUUUUUGGAAUUUACAAUAGAAGAGAGGAAGAAACAGUAACAAAACAGUAAAAAGUAACAGUAACAAAACAGUAAGAUAAAGUAAAAGAAGAACAAAAAUUUCUUUCUUAUGUUCAACAAUAUUUACAUUUAAAAAUAUUUAAAACAAAUUAUACAAAAUAAUAUUAAAGAAAAAAAAAAAAAAACAAAAUGGCUUCCGGUGAUUGUGAUACAAUUGAAUUAGAACCAACAACUUAUCAUAAUAAUAAGACGAAUAAAAAAUUAUCAUUAUUACCGCCAGCAAUGACAACAACAAUAUUAAAAGAUAUUGAUGAAAUCACUGAAUCAAUUGAUUCUGAUGAUCCAAAACAAAAAUAUAAUAUAAAACCAAUAACAAUUAAUAGAUUAAGUUCUAAUACAGAUGAUGAUAAUAAUGAUGAUGGUGGUGGAGGUGGUAGCGGUGUUAGCACUAACAAUAGUAAUCGUAAUAGUGGAACUGGUGAUAAUAUUAUAAAUAUUCCAAAUAGAGGAGGUACUAAUUUUAAUGAUGGUAAUAAUUUAAUUGGUGGUAAUAAUAAUCAAUUAGCAAAUGCUAGUACAACAUUAAUACAUAAUGAAAGAGGACGUCAUGAAAAAGAAAAAAAAUUAGGACAUCGUCGUGUUACACAAGCUGGUGAAAUAACAUAUAAAAAAAUUCAAACAUCACAUAUUAUGGGUUCAAUACAAUUAGGUAUACAACAUACUGUUGGUAGUUUAGCAUCAAAACCAAAACGUGAUCUAUUAAUGAAUGAUUUUUGUGAAAUUGAAACAAUAUCAUUUCCACCAGAUGGUUCAAGUAUAACACCAGCACAUCAUUAUAGUGAUUUUAGAUUUAAAAUUUAUGCACCAAUUGCAUUCCGUUAUUUUAGAGAUUUAUUUGGUAUACAACCAGAUGAUUUUAUGAUAUCAAUGUGUUUAUCACCAUUACGUGAAUUAUCAAAUCCUGGUGCAUCCGGUUCAAUAUUUUAUUUAACUGAUGAUGAUGAAUUUAUAAUAAAAACUGUACAACAUAAAGAAGGUGAAUUUUUACAAAAAUUAUUACCUGGUUAUUAUAUGAAUUUAAAUCAAAAUCCAAGAACAUUAUUACCAAAAUUUUUUGGUUUAUAUUGUUUUCAAUGUAAUAGUAAAAAUGUACGUUUAGUUGCUAUGAAUAAUUUAUUACCAUCAUGUGUUAAAAUGCAUUUAAAAUAUGAUUUAAAAGGAUCAACAUUUAAAAGGAAAGCAUCAAAACAGGAAAGAAAAAAAGAAUCACCAACAUAUAAAGAUUUAGAUUUUAUGGAACAUCAUCCGGAUGGUAUUUAUUUAGAAGCAGAUACAUAUGCCGCUUUAAUGAAAACCAUACAAAGAGAUUGUACUGUUUUAGAAUCAUUUCAAAUAAUGGAUUAUUCUUUACUACUUGGUAUACAUAAUUUAGAAACAGCUUCAAAAGAGAAAUCUGAUCAAAGAUCUCGAACAAUUAGAUUGCAAACAAAUGCAAAAUUUGAUCGAGCUGAAUUAGAUGAUGCUCCAGAAGCUGAUCAAUUCAUGAUGGAACAACAAGAAGAGGCAGCUGCUGCUGCUGCAGCAGCUGCUGAUCGUCAUGCACAUAAACAAAAUCGUGGAAUAAAUCGUAAUAGUUCAAUAUAUAAAUCAUUUAAUAGGCAACGUUUAGUUGCACAUUCAACAGCAAUGGAGAGUAUACAAGCUGAAUCUGAACCAAAUGAUGAAGAUGAUGAUGUACCAAUUGGUGGUAUACCAGCACGUAAUGAAAAGGGUGAACGUUUAUUAUUAUUUAUUGGUAUUAUUGAUAUUUUACAAUCAUAUCGUCUAAUUAAAAAAUUAGAACAUACAUUUAAAAGUAUUAUACAUGAUGGUGAUACAGUAUCAGUAUGCCGACCAUCAUUUUAUGCUCAACGUUUUCAAAAUUUUAUGGCAAAAACUGUAUUCAAAAAAAUUCCAUAUCCAUUAAAACAAUCACCAUCAAAACGUAAAAGCUUAUCAAAAUAUAAUCAAAAUCAAAAACAAGUUGAACAAUCAACAAGCGGAGUAUAUUCAACACCAUCAACUAGUUCACAAUCAUAUCAUCCUUAUUAUCAUCAUCAAGGUCAAAUAAGUGGUACAGGUGGCGUAGGUGGUGGUGGUGGCGGCGGCGGUGGUGGUGGCAGUAGUAGUGGUAGCGGUAUUGGUGGUGGUAUUUCUGGUGAACGUAGUAAUAUUGGAGGUAUUAAUGGAGGUAAUAAUAAUAAUAGUGGUGGUACAUCAUUAAUAAUGCAUAAAAAUACAAUAAGAAUUCCGCCCAAUUCAAGAUAUAGUAAUUCAGCAAAUUCAGCACCAUCAUGUUCAUCAACACCGCCCCCAGCAUUUGAUGAUAUAUCAGAAAAAAGUUUACAAAGAUCAAAUUUUUCAUAUGAUCAGCAACGUAGUCAAGAUUCAUCAGAACAAGGAAAUUCUGAUAUAAAUAACGAUGAAAAUGAUUUACAUAUAACAAAAUAUACAACAAAUAUUAAUAAUAGUAAUAAAAUAACAGAUCCAGAUGCUGUUAGUAUUUCACAAAUUGUUGUCGAAAAAGUUUCUGUACGUGUCGAAAGAACAAUACAUUUAGAUCAAUCAGGGAAUAUAAGAAGAUGACUUUAUCUAGGAUAAGAAAUAUUAUUAAUGAUUGUCAAUUAAUAAUGUGGAAUAUAUGUAAAAAAAAAUAAAACAUGUUAAAAAAAGGAAAAAAAAAAUGAAAACUAAUUGCAAUAACAAAAACCCAUAAAAAAAAAAUAUUUUAUGUUAAUUAAAUAACCAGAAUAUUUUUACAAACUACAUUUAUAUUUUUUAUAAUUCAUUAACAAUUUCAAAACUACUAAUUAAUUACAUUAUUUAUACUAAUAAUUGAAAUUAAAAAUUCAGAUUUACUUUUAAUUAAUAGAAUUCAUGCUUAAAUUUUUCUUU